AUGGGGAAAGAGUCCUGUGCUGCGCCCCGCCUGACUGGCCCCUGCCGCGCUGCCUUCCCGCGCUGGUACUACGACCCGGCCGCCCGGGCCUGCAGGCAGUUCAUCUACGGGGGCUGCAAGGGGAACAAGAACAACUACCUGCGGGAGGAGCAGUGUCUGCGCCAGUGCAGCGGGGCCGCAGGGGGUGCUGAGGGGCCCGAGCCGGGCGUUCACUCCAGCAGAGUGGUGGCCCUGGCCGUGCUGCUGGCCAUCCUCGUCGCCGUCCUGCUGGGCUCCGUGGUCGUCUUCUUCGUCUGGCUGUGCAGGAGGAACCAGGAGCUGUCUCUGAGUGUGCCCUGGAGCCCCCUGGACGACAAGGAGUACCUGAUGAGCAACGCCUACACGCUGUGAGGCCGGGCAGCCGGCCCGGGGGCUGCCCCUGCUCCGCUGGGCUCCGGCCGGGACCCGGGCCUCGGCCGUGUGUACCUAGCAGAGAGUGACUGGAGCUGGGGGUGUGGGAAUGUCCCUGGGUUAUAAACUCCCCGCGCCAGCAACUGCUGCGUGUUUGUGCCCUGGCCACGCGGGCGGGGCCUUCGCUGCACCCAGGCCUCUUUCUCGGGGGCUUGCUUCCAUUUUUUUAAACUUUUUUUUACCAGAAUAAUUAGUGUGAAACCUGCUAGUGGCAGAUGCCUGGGGUCUCGGACGCCUGCCCACCCGUCCGCAGCCAGCAGGGCCUCGCUGGGGCCUUGGGGCAUCUGGUGCCGUUUCUCUGCUUAACAAGCCUUUAUAAUCGGGGGGGUGGGGGGGGUUGGUUGGGAGAGAUUUAAAUAGCCAGCUCCACGCGUGCCAGCUGUAUGCUGCCCGUGCCUGCCUGCGGGGCCCCGUUCCCUAGAGCGCGGAGCGGCUGCUGGGGGUCCCGCCCUGUGGGGCUGCUCAGGGAGUCGGUAGCAGGAUGUCCCCAGCAUGGGCGGCGUCUGGAGCCGGCAGUGCAGGGAUAAAUGCACAGCGGGGGGGGGGAAGCUGCGUGCCCCCCAGGCAGGGGGUCUGGAAUUCUCUGAGCAGCCUGCCCAGCCCCCAACUGCCGCCCUCUGAGCAGCUGAUUUGCCUGGGGGACCCCAUCUCCCCGAGGCACCUAUAGGGUAGCUCCUGUCCAGCAUGGCAUGGACAUGGUGCCAUGCCAGCUGUAACUUCCUGGCACCAUGGGAUUGGGGCGGCAGCACUGUGGCUGUGGGUGGGGUGGGUGACCCAAACCCUGGCCCUGUAACCUGGCGUAACGCCCUAGGACAGGGAGCUCCUGGGCUGGAGGGGUCCGGCACUGCCUGGGCCCUUGCUUCCUUGGGGGUAUAUUUCCCCCUUCCUACCAAGUGUCUGAGCCGGGUCCUCCCACGGGCCCAGCCCAGCAGCUGUGGCUGUAGCACUGAGAGACAGGCAGCCGCUUGCUUGAGACCAGCUCCCUGCCCCGCGGGCUCCCAGGGAUGCUGAGGGGGGCCAGCCGGAGUUCCCACCCGCCUGGUUCUCCCACACCGCUGGGAGUGUGUGGGGCACAGGCCCUGUUAACUCUGCAGCCAUGGGCUGGGUGUGGGGCUGUCACCCGCCCUCAGGGCAGCCGGAAUAGGGGCGAGGACAAGUCCAUGCGGGGGAUUCCAGCAACGCUGCCCCGUCCCUGCAGAGCGGUGCUCCUGGUCCGUGGUCGAGCAGGGCAGUUCUGGCCUGCAGGCCGCUCCAGUGGCCGGUACUAACCGGAGCUGUGUGCAGCCCACACUCCAAUGCCUUGCCAUGGCAUAAACCUCAUUGAAACACGCCAGGAACCCGUCUGGCUGGGUCUCCCCAGAGUUGGGACUGGGGGGCGCUCACUCCCCCCUUCCAGCUCUGCCUCCGCUCGGUGUCUGACGCCAGCCAGCACCUGGGCCCGUAGCAGCCGCCUGGCGCCUGGCUCUGGGCAGGGCCUGGUCUAGUGUCUGAGCCCCAGGUCGUGGGUGUGGGUGUCGCUGGCAGGCUCGUUUUAUAGUGUGGGACGUGGAGCUCGCCCGAGUGCGAGGGGCAGAGUCCGGGCACUCGGCCAGGCUAGCUGUUAAAUUUGUUUUUUACACUGAGAUUUCUUUGAAUAAAGGAACAAAGGAAA
Messenger RNA from Terrapene triunguis (Three-toed box turtle), 2101 nucleotides. RefSeq names its product serine peptidase inhibitor, Kunitz type 2 (gene SPINT2). Bases 1 to 390 code for a protein of 129 amino acids. Lineage: Eukaryota; Metazoa; Chordata; Testudines; Emydidae. The record is from RefSeq and is a predicted model, not a curated record. The transcript is spliced from 4 exons. Gene Ontology annotation, molecular function: serine-type endopeptidase inhibitor activity.